This is a messenger RNA of Epinephelus lanceolatus (giant grouper), 1662 nucleotides long. It is a transcript of the gene vipr2, whose product is annotated as vasoactive intestinal peptide receptor 2. Gene Ontology annotation, cellular component: plasma membrane. The record is from RefSeq and is a predicted model, not a curated record. Gene Ontology annotation, biological process: adenylate cyclase-modulating G protein-coupled receptor signaling pathway; cell surface receptor signaling pathway. Gene Ontology annotation, molecular function: vasoactive intestinal polypeptide receptor activity; G protein-coupled peptide receptor activity; peptide hormone binding. Lineage: Eukaryota; Metazoa; Chordata; Actinopteri; Perciformes; Serranidae.
AUCACCGGCUUCUCCUCAUUUUUAUGCGUUUUUUUCCUCCUCAUUAGGCUAAUGGAUGUAAAACAAUAUUCAGAUCCUGUUAACGGGAUGAAAAAGUCUAAAGUGGAGUUUAAAUGAAGUCCGGACUCCUGUUGUUUUUAUCUCUCACCUGCGUUCCUCCUGUCAGGAGACUGACUGACUGGCUUCUACUUUACUUGAGGAGUGAAGAUGAAAAGUUUGCUCUUUGUCACCUUGUGUCUCUCGACGUGUCCCCUCAUGGUUGACGGACGACAUCCAACCUGUAACUUCCUGUUGGAGGUGGAGAGAGACCAGGCGGAGUGUCUGAGGAAGUUGAGGGAGGAGGACGCUGCCAGCAGUCAUAAAGAGCCAGGAUGCAAAGGAGCGUGGGACAACAUUGCAUGCUGGGAGCAAACUGAGAUUGGCGAGACUGUCACCAUCCCCUGUCCUCGAGUCCUCAAGACAGUAUUUGGUAGAAAUGGUAACAUUAGCAGGAACUGCACAUCAUCGGGAUGGUCGGAGGUUUUCCCAAACAUCACCAGUGUGUGUGGGGCGGACACGAGCCAGGAUAAGCUGGUCUUCUAUGUGGUCGUGCAGACGCUGUACACUCUGGGUCACAGUCUGUCUUUGAUCGCCCUCACCACAGGGAGUGCCAUCCUCUGUCUGUUUCGGAAGCUCCACUGCACCAGGAACUACAUCCACCUCAACCUCUUCUUUUCCUUCAUCCUGAGAGCCGUGGCUGUGUUGGUGAAAGACGACAUCCUCUUCAAUCGAAACUCUCAGUGCUCCAACCAGCCGUCACUGGUGGGAUGUAAAGCCAGCCUGGUGUUUUUUCAGUACUUCAUCAUGGCCAACUUCUUCUGGCUGCUGGUGGAAGGUCUCUACCUCCACACUCUGCUUGUUGUCAUCUUCUCCGAGAACAGACACUUUAUCGUCUACAUGUUCAUCGGCUGGGGAAUCCCCACGGUGUUCGUCUCUGCGUGGGUGAUGACGAGGAUUUAUCUGGAGGACACAGGAUGCUGGGAGAGGAAUGAUAAUCCCAUACCCAACUGGGUAAUCAACGGACCAAUUGGAUUCUCCAUUAUGGUGAACUUUAUCCUGUUCAUCAGCAUCAUUCGGAUCUUGGUUCAGAAGCUGAGGUGUCCCGACGUGGGCGGCAACGACCAAUCACAAUACAGGAGGUUGGCCAAAUCCACUCUGCUGCUGAUCCCUCUGUUUGGCAUCCACUAUGUGGUCUUCGUUUCUCUCAGUGAAUCCAUCGCAGAGGAUUAUAAAAUAUUCUUUGACCUGGCCCUCGGAUCCUUUCAGGGUCUGGUGGUGGCCAUUCUCUACUGCUUCCUAAACAGUGAGGUUCAAGGCGAGCUCAAGAGAAAGUGGCGGAGUAUGUGUCUGAAUUGCCGUCUGAGCAGAGAUCACCAUUUCAACAGCAAUUUCGCAUCAAGGAACGGCUCAGAGCACAUGAUGCAGUUUCACCGCAACUCCCGAACCCAGUCUAUUCUGCAGUCAGAGACCACAGUGCUGUGAAUAAAAAAUACCACAGUCUCCAGGUUGACCUGGGUCGAAUAGUUUUACAAAAUGAUUUCAACACAAAGUUAAGGGGAAGUACCACAUGGGUGGGACCUGCACAUUUUGGUUUUAGCUUUACAAAUCUUUGCAAGCAUUCAA